This is a messenger RNA of Prosopis cineraria, 2227 nucleotides long. RefSeq lists its product as uncharacterized. NCBI's taxonomy places the organism in Eukaryota, Viridiplantae, Streptophyta, Magnoliopsida, Fabales, Fabaceae. Gene Ontology annotation, cellular component: nucleolus. The record is from RefSeq and is a predicted model, not a curated record. Gene Ontology annotation, biological process: regulation of DNA-templated transcription; nucleosome assembly. The transcript is spliced from 8 exons. The annotation marks the transcript as partial. Gene Ontology annotation, molecular function: DNA binding; histone binding.
UCUGUCCUGGACAUCUUUCCUUUUGCUUUGGACGCUUUACUAUUUCCCACAAAUACCAUAAAGACUAGUGAAAAAAAUAACAAAAACAAAAACAAAGUAUCUAAUGGGGGAUCAAAAUCUGCAGUUCAUAAUCAGCUACCCAAAGUCAGUGAGGUGAAGCUUAAAGCACAGAAAAUUAAGGAUACAAGAGAUUAUUCCUUUCUUUUGUCUGAUGAUGCAGAGCUUCCAGCUCCUUCAAAAGAGCCUCCACCCAGGAAUAUGCCUCCCAGAUGUUCUGAUGCACGGCCAGCUCAAGUACAAGGAAGGAAUAAGCAGCCUUUAAGCAGUGGUGGCAAGCAUGUUAAUGGUGGUCGUGAGGACAGAAAACUAGGUUCUGCAGGUGGCCAAUUACUUCCUAAAGUGGGGUCCGGUAAUAAGUUAGCUUCUUGCAGUAAGCCUAGUAUGGCAUCAGCAGAUUCAAGAAAACAGCUUGGAAACAACAGUGUGAAUGGACCUGGCCGGCCUGUGGGACUGAAAGGCUUGCCUCCAAAGACACCUGUUGGUACCAUGAGCAAUAAGUCUUUGGUGACUGGUAUAAAAGGCCAUGUAAAUGCUGUUCAGAAACCACCCGUUUCAAAAACUCAUUCAUCUAUUUCAAAGCAGAGUGUGGAACAAAGAAAAGAUGCUAGGGAAAAGCCUAAAAUGAUGCCCAAACAGCCGGUGGCACCUUCUAUUCCUCAGAAAUCAAAGCCACCUACACAGGUUACAACACAACGUCCAAUCCAAGAUCAACGCCCCAAGAAGAAGCCUGUAAGACGGCCCUUUGAUGACGAUGACGACGAUGAGGGUCAAAGGGCUAUUAGCAUGAUCAGAAGAAUGUUUCACUACAACCCCAACAAAUUUGCUGAUGAUGACGAGGAUGAUAUGAAUAUGGAGGCAGGCUUUGAUGACAUCAUGAGGGAGGAAAGAAGGAGUGCCAAAAUUGCUAGGAGGGAGGAUGAAGAGCAACUCCGAUUGAUAGAGGAGGAGGAAGAAAGAGAACGGAGAAGUCGAAUGGCCAAGUUAAAGAAGCGUGGGAAAGACGUCCCUGUGUAGGCGCAGGGGAUGCAUGCAUGUUGCGAUAUUUUUUUGACUGAAGACUGAAAACUUCAUUCAGAGCAAAUGGUAACCAAACAAUUUAUAAGGCAAGGAUCCAAAGAUUAACUUUCAUCAUCCACCACGUCUAAGCCUAAAGGUGGGGAUGAUUAAAGAUGAUCACUGUGGCAACUUAUAAGAGCCUUCUUCUCCUUCUUUGAAUUAGAGGGGUAGGCACUUAUGGCUUGAAGUAACAAGAUCAAACCUAUGACCUCUUACUUAUAUGAGAGUUUACAUGUCAUUAGAUUACAACACCAUUGGCUACCUUUCCAAUCUUCCAAUUCUACCGUAAAACCCUUUAAUUUAUUUUGAGUGAAAAGGGAAUUAUAUUGACAAAAUAUACAAGCGGAACAAGAGUUUAUAAAAGAAACACGUUAAGCCUCAUGGUCCAGAGAUUGAAGGAACCCAUGGGCUUUAACAUUAUAAUAAACUAAGUCAUAGGCUGAUCUAACAAUACAAUGGGGAGUGAUGAUUUCAUCGGUAAGUAUUCUCUUAUUAAUGUUGGUCCAAAGUUUCCAUGCCACAACACUGAAGAUGAGUCUCCAAUGAGUCCUCAUGAUGCGUGGGUUGAGGUUCCAAUGUAACCACUCCUCAAAAGGCUUGCUGAAGAAGGUAGAGGCUGCAUGCUGUGGGACUAGCAUUAUCCAACAAAGUCUGGCUGUGUUACAUCUAUACGGGACGUGGUCCACAUCUUCAACAGCUUUGUUGCAAGCUUCACGAGGCAUUUGAUGGUAAGCCUUGUCGAACUCGUUCAGCAUUGGUGAGCAGGCGGUUCUUCUCAGCUAACCAAAGGAAAGUAUUGACUCUAGGCACCCCAGGCCAUUUCCAGAUCAAACUCCAUGGCUGUGGUGCUUCACUUCCAAAGGGGUUCUUAGGUUGAUUUGUAUGCAGAAGCUGCCGAGAAUUCACCAUUGCUAGUAAGGUCCCAAUAGUAUUAGUCAGGAUUGUAGGAGUAACUACUUUUAAAGGGUGGGCAGACUUCCUACUCUUCCAUAAUUAUCAUGCAAUAAGCACAUGUUCUGUGGGCAGACGAAUUGUGGCUUAAAAUUACUGGGCAUCCUGGAAGGAUUAACAGAAAAAGAAUGUUGUGGAAUGAAGCUGAGUUUGUUAUAAA